CUUAUGGGAAUGAAGCACUCUUCCCGCUGUCUGCUCCUCCGGAGGAAGAUGGCGGAGAACGCGGCCGAGAACCUCGAGGUCAGCAAUGGCCCGUCACAGCCCGCCCCACCCACCCAGCCCGUCACGGCCUCCAAGCAGACCCCCGGGACCCGCCACGUGUCCACGCAGCCCUCCUGCCCGGGCCGGGGAAAGCUGUCCAAGUUGCUGAACCCGGAGGAGAUGACAUCCAGAGACUACUACUUCGACUCGUAUGCACACUUUGGCAUCCACGAGGAGAUGCUGAAGGAUGAAGUGCGCACGCUCACAUACCGGAACGCCAUGUACCACAACAAGCACGUGUUUAAGGAUAAGGUGGUGCUGGACGUGGGCAGUGGCACUGGCAUCCUGUCCAUGUUCGCUGCCAAAGCCGGAGCCAAGAAGGUGUAUGGGAUCGAGUGCUCAAGCAUUUCAGACUACUCGGAAAAAAUCAUCAAGGCCAACCAGCUGGACAACACAAUCAGCAUCUUGAAGGGGAAGGUGGAGGAGGUGGAGCUGCCCGUGGACCAGGUGGACAUCAUCAUCAGCGAAUGGAUGGGGUACUGCCUCUUCUAUGAGUCCAUGCUCCACACCGUCAUCUUCGCCCGGGACAAGUGGCUGAAACCCGGUGGGCUGAUGUUCCCAGAUCGGGCUGCAUUGUAUGUGACAGCCAUUGAAGACCGGCAGUACAAAGACUUCAAAAUUCACUGGUGGGAGAACGUGUACGGUUUCGACAUGACCUGCAUCCGCGAUGUGGCCAUGAAGGAGCCUUUGGUGGACAUCGUCGACUCAAAGCAAGUGGUGACCAACGCCUGCCUGAUAAAGGAAGUGGAUAUUUACACGGUGAAGAUUGAAGAGCUGUCAUUCUCCUCCGCGUUCUGCCUCCAGAUUCAGCGCAAUGACUACAUCCACGCUCUGGUCACCUACUUCAAUAUUGAGUUUACCAAGUGCCACAAGAAAAUUGGGUUUUCCACAGCUCCGGAUGCACCGUACACGCACUGGAAGCAAACCGUCUUCUACUUGGAAGAUUACCUCACGGUGAGGAGGGGCGAGGAGGUCUAUGGAACUAUAUCAAUGAAGCCAAAUGCAAAAAACGUGCGGGACCUGGACUUCACGGUGGACUUGGAUUUCAAGGGCGAGCUGUGCGAGACGUCUGUGUCUAACGACUACAGAAUGCGCUAGCAGCCCCCCUGGGGGGGCGUCGGGAGAGAAGACCCCGGCCCGCGGCGGACUGCGGCCCGCGGAAUGACGGCAGGAGGGAGGCCGGCUCGGCGGGACUGGCGCUGGGUCGCGGUGGCGGGGGCCGGCCCGGCCCGUCCCGCCCUCGGGGCUGGGCCCCCCACCUCCGGACGCCCCGGGGGGCCCCGUCGCCGGCCUCGACAGCGCGGGGGAGGGGGGCUCGGGCCGCGGACCCCUGGGGCGCUGGGCUAAGAACUGUGACACUUUGGAGCUGUCCCACAUUCUGCAUGUCGGGAGCAGUCACGGCCGACGGCCAACAGGAGAGCCCUGGCGGCCUAACAAACCUCAGCCGGUUCUCCCUGUGCCUGUGUGCGGCGGGCCUGCGGGGCCCCGAUGAGCGGGUGCGUGCGGACAUGCCUGUGCGAGAGUGCGAGGACGUACAUCUGUGCUGUGCGUAUGGGGGGACAUGAGGGUGCCAGUGGGUAUGGGGGCAGCCCACGCCUAUCCACACCCCCCUACCCACGUUCGCUCAGGCGGCCUCGCGGUGCCCUCGCGUUGCGCACCCCCGGGCACCAAGCGGGUGACGAUGGAAAGGGUUGGGGCGGGGCACGAGCGGUUUAGUGACACGCCGGAGCUCCCCCGGUCCCAUCCUCGCCAGCUCCCCCUCCCCGCCUCCCUCCUCCCCCGGACUCACCUUCCGUGGCCACCGCCCCCGGCUGCCCCCGGCCUCGCUCUCCCCGGCUACCGU
Molecule: messenger RNA, 1942 nt
Organism: Tachyglossus aculeatus (Australian echidna)
Lineage: Eukaryota; Metazoa; Chordata; Mammalia; Monotremata; Tachyglossidae
Gene: PRMT8
Product: protein arginine methyltransferase 8
Exons: 10
Coding region: 4-1197 (397 amino acids)
Biological process (GO): peptidyl-arginine methylation
Cellular component (GO): plasma membrane
Molecular function (GO): protein-arginine N-methyltransferase activity
Source: RefSeq, a predicted model, not a curated record